UCAGUGGGCUGCGAGUCAAGUUCCGACCUGUCCCUGCUGGAGUACCUGCGCGUGCGCUGCGAGCUGCGCGGCACCAAGUACAUGUGCCGAGAGGGCGGCUGCGGCGCAUGCGUCGUCGCUGCUGCCAGGCCUGGAGAAAAACUAGGCGCUGUUAACGCCUGUCUAGUGUCAGUGACAUCAUGUCAUGGUUGGGAGAUUACAACGAUAGAGGGUAUUGGUAACCGGCUACAAGGCUACCACCCGCUGCAGAAGACCCUCGCGAAGCUCAACGGCACCCAGUGCGGGUACUGCUCGCCUGGAUGGAUCAUGGCUAUGUACAGCCUCUUGCAAAGUAACAAGAACUUUACCAUGUUGGAGAUAGAAAAGUCAUUCGGAAGUAACAUCUGCCGCUGCACCGGUUAUCGGCCCAUCUUGGAAGCCUUCAAGAAGUUUGCCAGCGACGCGCCAAAGUCGGACGAUUUAUUGGACAUAGAAGAUCUCCAUAUUUGCAAAAAAAAUACACACACAUGCCGAAAAACUUGCAAAGAAAGCGACUGGUGUUUAGUAGAGGCCCCUGAUCCUAAUGAACCUCAAAAUAUAGUAGUGGAGUUAAAAGAUGAAAAGUUUUUCUACAAGGUAUAUCGAGUGAAUGAUAUUUUUGAAGUGCUAAAUCAGAAAGGAGAUGAUGACUACAUGUUAGUAGCAGGAAAUACAGCUAAAGGAGUCAUCCCUAUUGAAAAAUAUCCCCGAGUCAUUAUUGAUAUAAGCAACAUUGAUGAAUUAAAAGGGUACCAUCUCGACCAGAAUUUAAUUUUAGGUGCAGGUUCAACUCUGAAUGAAACUAUUAAUAUGUUCAUGAGCGUAGCCUCUACGGAAGAUAAUUUCUGGUAUCUUCAAAAGUUGCAAGAACAUUUGCAAUUGGUAGCUCAUAUUCCUGUCAGAAAUGUGGGGACAAUUGCUGGCAACCUUAUGAUCAAACACCAGCAUAAUGAGUUCCAAUCCGAUGUUUUUCUUCUGUUGGAGACCGUUGGUGCAUACAUCACUAUUAUGGACAUCAAGAAACAAGGAAAAAAGUUAACCUUACAAGAUUUCCUCAAAGUGGACAUGCGAAGUAAAAUAAUUUCAAACGUUUUGUUUCCUCCUUUGGGUCGGGACUACAAAUUUGAGUCGUUCAAGGUUAUGCCCCGUGCUCAAUCUGCACACGCCAUCGUCAACGCUGGCUUCUUGUACAAACUAAAUUCCUCCAACACAGUAAAAGAGGCUAGAAUUGUGUACGGCGCCCUAAACCCAAGCUUCGUGCACGCUUCUAAGACAGAGGAAUUCUUAAAAGGCAAGAACCUGUAUACAAAUAAAACUUUACAAGAAGCUAUCGAGGUUUUGACGAGCGAGGUGGUUGUGGAAGAAAAUCCUCCCCAAGCUUCAGCUAACUACAGAAAAAAUAUCGCUGUUAAUUUAUUUUAUAAAGGUCUUCUCUCUCUAUGUCCCGAAAACGAGAUGGACUCAUAUUUUGCAUCAGGCGGGACAGUCCUGAGCCGAAUGCGCCCUGUCUCUCGUGCGAAACAGGAAUUCACCACCAACACCCUAAUGUAUCCGAUCAGCCAGCCAGUUGAAAAAGUUGAAGCGCUGAUCCAAUGCGCAGGUGAGGCUCCGUAUUCCGAGGAUUUGCCGAGAAUGCCGUCCGAGGUGUUCGGCGCUUUCGUGCUCGCAACCAUUCCGCUCGGCGACAUUGACAACAUCGACCCCAGCGAGGCCCUCAAACAUUCUGGCGUUAUCGCUUUUUACUCUGCCAAAGAUAUUCCGGGAGUAAACUCUUUUACUCCUGGCCUCAGCAAUCUUAUCUACCAAGAAAAAGAAGAAGUAUUCUGUUCUGGUUCCGUCAAAUAUCAUGGUCAAGUUAUUGGACUAGUUGUGGCUGCUUCUAGAGCUAUUGCAGAAUACGCUACCAAAUUGGUGAAUGUUAAAUAUAGCAAUGUGAAAAAACCUGUCAUUGAUGUAAGAGAAGCUAUAAAGAGUCCUGAUAGAAAUAAAAUGGUUUAUGAGCAGGCCGGGGCAAAUAUGGAUACAGAUCUCUUCAAAGUUAUAAAGGGAACGCAGACGAUUUUUGCGCAGCAGCACUUUUGUAUGGAGACACUGGUUAGUGUCGUGAAGCCAACGGAGGAAGGUCUGGAGGUGCACUGUACUACGCAGCACAUGGAUCUAGUGCAGAUGAUGAUAUCCCGAGCUCUUCUAAUACCGGAAAAUAAGAUAGAUGUAAUCGUCCGCCGCCUAGGAGGAGCGUACGGCCUGAAGAUCUCCCGCGGCUCGCAGGUGGCAGUGGCAAGCGCGCUGGUGGCGCACAAGCUGAACCGGCCCUGCCGCAUCAUACUGCCGUUUACCACCCUCGCCAAGGCCGUGGGCAAGCGGCUGCCUUGCCACACUGAAUAUGAGAUCACAGUCGAUCCGUACGGAAAAAUUCAACUUUGCAAAGAAUACAUGCACAUGGACAAUGGAUAUGUCAUCGACGAGCCUCUAUUCGCCCCCGUGUUGGACGUGUACAACAACUGCUACGACAAGCUACGCUGGAUGUUCAGGGUUUUUAGUGUUACCACGGAUACAGCCAGUAACACUUGGUGCCGAUCACCAGGAACACUUGAAGCUAUUGCUGCUUGUGAAUUCAUCUUAGAACGUGUAGCUUACGAGAUGCUACUAGAUCCGCUAGCAGUAAGACUAGAGAAUCUAGAUCCCACUUCCAUCGAGCUCGUGGAGAUGGUGGAGAAAGUGAAACGUGACGCUGACUACGCGGACAGAAGAACCGCUGUCGACAAGUUUAAUUCAGAGAACAGGUGGAAGAAGAAGGGUUUAAGAUGGUCUCUCCUCCGCUGGCAGCCCGUCGGUAGCCAGUACUUUGACGUGACCAUGUCAGUUUAUAACGAUGAUGGCUCUGUUUCUAUAACCCACGGCGGAAUAGAGAUGGGACAAGGUCUUAACACCAAAGCCGUUCAAAUCGCUGCAUAUUUUCUUGGUGUUCCCAUGGAGAAGAUUCAAAUCAAAGCGAAUCAUACACAUAUGACUCCAAAUAGUCUUGUGUCUGGGGGAAGUUUGACUUCGAUCAACGUUGGCAUAGGAGUUCAGAGAUGCUGUGAGCAGAUUUUAGCGCGACUAGCUCCUCUUAAAGUUGGCCUUCUGAACCCUACUUGGGAGUUCUUGGUGAAGAUGGCAUAUAAUGCUAGUAUAGAUCUUCAAGCUCACGCUUUUGUGUCAAUGCUAGAUACGCAGAAGUAUGUAGUACAUGGAGUGACGUUAGCUGAAGUGGAAGUGGACAUUCUGACAGGAGAGUGGGAGCUAUUGAGGGUUGACCUCCUGGAGGACGCGGGAAUGAGCAUUAGCCCCGGAGUAGAUGUCGGACAAAUGGAAGGCGCUUUCAUCAUGGGCCUGGGGUACUGGACGACGGAGCACAUGGUGUACGACUCCGACACGGGCGAGGUGCUCACGGACCGCCCCUGGAACUACCACGUGCCGCAGGCCAGGGACAUCCCGCAGGACUUCCGGGUGUAUUUCAAGGACAAGUCUUAUUCGGAAGUUCGGACGCUCGGUGCUAAGUCGAUCGGUGAGCCUCCCAUCUGCAUGUCGGUGGCGGUGCCGCUAGCUUUACGGGAAGCCAUCGCUGCUGCCAGGACUGACGCCGGGAAACCACUUAAUGAGUGGUUUCAGAUAGAUGGACCAUACACAAGAGAGGCUAUCCACAUGCACACUGAGACCCAUAGUAGCGAGUUCAAAUAUAAAACGGAAAGUUCCUUAUAA
This is a messenger RNA of Cydia splendana, 3759 nucleotides long. Its product is annotated as xanthine dehydrogenase-like. The record is from RefSeq and is a predicted model, not a curated record. Gene Ontology annotation, molecular function: oxidoreductase activity; 2 iron, 2 sulfur cluster binding; iron ion binding. NCBI's taxonomy places the organism in Eukaryota, Metazoa, Arthropoda, Insecta, Lepidoptera, Tortricidae. Bases 82 to 3759 code for a protein of 1225 amino acids. The transcript is spliced from 16 exons.